UAGAAAGAGAAUCGGUGAAUAGGACUACGGUUCCCGGUCGCUUUCGCUGUUGAUACAGCAGUUUUCCCUCCUGUCUCUGCCGCAGAAGUAUUUGCUCGAUGUCAAAAUCGAGGCUUCCCGCGCAACACUUUGCUGUUUGUUCACCACAAGAGGUACCCACUACUGUUGCAGCAGUGGUGGACGCCAUAGCUCUUGACCUACUAGAGAAAGCCCGGAAGACCAAGAUGCCCGUCACGCGCGACGUCCUUCGAAGCUUCGGCCGUGCCGCCAGGGCAACCCUGCUGGCUGAUCCAGCAGCUUCUAAGGAAGUGAAGGCGAGGGUCGAGGAUUUCAAGGCCGGCGAAAGGUGGGCCAGGAACUUCGUGAAGCGCAACAGCAUCGACAGCGUGAGACUUCAUGGCGAGGCUGGUAGCGUCAACAAGGAGGCCAUCAAGGAAGCCAUGGAGGAACUCAAGGCCCUUUGCGCAAAGUACCCGGCUAGGCUCAUCUUUAACGUCGACGAGACAGGCCUCCAGUGGAAGCUCAUGCCCAGGCGCACGUACCUCUCCAACUUGGAGGAUCGGAAGACGGCGCGGGGCUCCAAGGGCAUGUUCUUCAAGGAUCGACUGUCUGCCAUCAUGUGCGCCAAUGCCGACGGCACUGCAAAGGUUGACAUGUCCAUCAUCGGGAAGGCAAAGGGUCCCCGCUGCUUCAACGACACGCCUUCACCUCUCAAGUACUUCUCGCAGGCCAACGCCUGGUCCGACACCGCGACUUUCCGCAAGUGGUGGUGUGAGGUCUUCCUCCCGUUCGUUCGGCGCUUCACUCACGAACCUGUGCUGCUUCUGAUGGACGGCUGUGCUUCUCACGGUGAUCUAGUGGAUGAUCGGGGGCAAGUUACCAUCAAGUUCUACCCUCCAAACUGCACCUCCGUACACCAGCCUAUGGAUCUGGGGAUCAUCGCCGAGACAAAGUGCAACUACAGGAAGGAGCUGCUCGAUGUGAAGACAUCGACCAUGUUGGUGGCUGACACCCUUCGUGCCGAGGCCAAAGCUCGCAAAAUGAAGGCCGGGACAAUGGGGCUGGCGCAAGGGCACCAACCUCACGUGCGGGAUGCCGCUGAACUUCUCCAGAAAGCAUGGGCCAGCGUCACCGCCCAGGACAUCGCCAGGUGCUUUGUCAAAGCCGAGACUCUUCCGGACGAGAUGGCCGCUGAGCUCACCAAGCAACACGGAAAGUCCCAGUUCCACGUCGCCGAGCCUACCUUGAAGGCUCUCACGGAGACUCUCAACACGUUGAGCACGAGCGUGCACGAGGCGCACAAGCAGGGUACCCAAAUCGAGGACGAGGACAUCGCCGAACUCAUCGCCGAACUCCGCAUCGAACCCGGAAAGCCGCUCCUGGAGGAAGCGGUGAACGCGAUUCAAGGGUGGGCUACCAUCGAGGACGACGAUGAAGUGGUUGAGGCUCUCAGAGAGGAUACGGUGGAAGACAUGACGGCACAGCUGGCUGGGACUCGAGUGUCUACCGGCCGCGAGGAGGAGGACGAGGAGGAGGACAGCGGCGAUGACAACACGGGGCUCGCGCGCCGUGUCCCACCGGCUUAUGGUGAACUGUCGUCUCACUUCGGCGUCCUGGAAGCGGCAGCAGAGGAGAGCGGCAAUGGAGACGCGGCGCUCUACCUAGCGAAAGCGAAGAUGGCGAUGAUUGCAGCGCAUUCCAAGAGGCGGGUGCGCCAGGCAGACAUGAGGGAGUUUGUUGCUACGGAGUAAGGGCGGGGAACAGCUGUGGCACUAAAAAAACGGUUGUUUGAUUUUUGCGGUGCGCUGCCCGUCGUGCAUGUCAUUUUUUUUUUCUUGCAACAUCGAAGCGGGUGCGCCAGGCAAACAGGAGAGAAUUUGUCCCGACGACAUACAGUAAUAGUGUCGAUCCAUUUCGUUCUUUGUUGGCCCCGUAAG
This is a messenger RNA of Ectocarpus sp. CCAP 1310/34, 1937 nucleotides long. Lineage: Eukaryota; Phaeophyceae; Ectocarpales; Ectocarpaceae. The record is from the annotation of a GenBank genome assembly.